Mytilinidion resinicola is the source of this 2064-nucleotide messenger RNA. RefSeq lists its product as uncharacterized. Bases 1 to 2064 code for a protein of 687 amino acids. The record is from RefSeq and is a predicted model, not a curated record. The transcript has 8 exons. Lineage: Eukaryota; Fungi; Ascomycota; Dothideomycetes; Mytilinidiales; Mytilinidiaceae. Gene Ontology annotation, molecular function: A2-type glycerophospholipase activity. Gene Ontology annotation, biological process: arachidonate secretion; phospholipid metabolic process.
AUGCGUACCGCGUCUCAAUCGCUCGACCACAAUGUCCCGCCGCGAUCGAGGUUUCUGGAACUCCCCACUGAACUGCGCCUCCGGAUCUACUCCUUCAGCUUCAGUGACCCGGAUCUUGGCCGUCGGCCCAAGUAUAUUCAGCGAUCGGAAGUAGCAAUUCUCAGCGAUGAAUUUCUUCGCAAUCGGCCCGGAUUUUGGGGGACCGAGAAGAUGACCAGGAUUUUGCGAGUAAACAAGCAAAUCCAUGAUGAAGCAAUGGAAGUGCUUUACAAAGAGUUUUCGUUCUGGCUUGGUCCGUUAUCUGAUUUUGUUCCGACGACGUACCGCUCAAGUCGUCGACCUGUUCGCACGCCCGACGAGUUGUUGAGUGCCAAGCCGUUGUCUCUAGUCCGGCACAUCGAGAUCACGCUUUUUCUACGGCUCCAGCAGUUCUACACAUAUUCAGGGGUACCAGCCGACCCUACUCAGCUCAGUCCGCCGGUGACCAUUCCGUCAGUACCAACGAUGGACCCUUUUCUUGCCAUGGAACGGUCAGCGCUCAAGCGAGUCAUUGCCCGCAUGCCAGCCAUCAAAAGCGUGACGUUGUGGAUUGGUGUUCCAUAUAUUCGGGUUCCGGAUGGCGCAAAGGCUCGAAUGGUGUAUCAUGUCGUUGAAGUCGGCAGAGUUUUGAAGGGUAUCGACAAGAUAGUCCUCAAUUUUGAUCGCCGGGUUGAGGGUUAUGCUGACGACGAUACGGAUGGACAUCGAGUCUACGAAGAGUGCACCGAGAAGCUUUCCCAGUUCAGCCAUGCCCCGUCCAAAGCCCUACGUCUUAAUCGCACCAUAGAUGAGAUCACCUGCCGGCUUCUGUUCAACAUCACGAAUGACGACUUCCAAGUCGCGCGCGACAAGAAGGAACCCGCCUAUCUCAACUGGACCUCCGACGGCUGCAUGGGCAUCAACGUGACAGCAUUGCUUCCCUACUGCUAUCGCCACGACUUCGGAUACCGCAACUACGGCGACCAGAGCCGCCUCGCAGCCGAAAACCGCAAGUCGAUCGACUACAACUUCCUCUUGGACCUGGUCUACGUUUGUGAAUUCUUCCCGAACGCCUACAAAGAGAUGGGGAAACGGGAUAUGAACAUCACGUCGUCCGCGGAACAAACGUGCCAGCUUGAUAAGAUGUCGACAACACCCCCAGUCAUCCUAUUCGACUACGACUUCUCCCCCUUCGGCCAAAAAAUCCGCCUCCUCUUCGCCUGCGCCUCGCGGCCAUACCUCCAAUGCGCCCAACCACCCCUCCUCCCGCGCCCCACGCUCAGCGCUCUCGGCAUCACCUACCGCCGCAUCCCCGUGCUCGCCAUGGGCAAAGAUGUCUACUGCGACACAUCCAUCAUCAUCGACGCCGUGCUCGAGAAGCUCGCGCCUGGCUUCCCACGCAUGCGCGCCGAGAAAGCGUACGAGGCGUUCGGGCGCGCGCUGUUCAGCAGCGCGAUGGGGUUGAUAGGGCGGGUGCCGGACGAGGCGAUGCUGCAGGAUCGCAAGACUAUUUUCCCGCAGCUUUGUCGCCCGGAUCUGCCGUCGCUGCGACCGAGCGCGCUGGCGGAGUUUCGGGCGACGAUGAGUAUUGUGGAGCAUGAUUUUUUGAAGGCGGGCCCGUGGAUUGGGGGGUUUUCGAUGAGCGUGGAGGAUGUGCAUGUGGGGUUUGCGGUGAGGUGGAUUUUGAGGACAAUGCAGGUGGAGAAGGUGGAGGGGUUUGGGAAGGAGGAGUUUCCGAAGGUGCACGAGUGGGUUGAGAAGCUCCCGCGCAGCACGCCUCAGGAGAUUGGGCAGGAGGAGGCCAUCAAGGCUAUCCUCGACGCUAGGUAUGUAGCUAAUACGCCAUCGUUCGAUCAAGCGGACCCCCUGGGUAUUGAGAAGGGCACGGUUGUGGGCGUAGAGAGCCUCGAUGCCGAGCCAGGCGCACAUCCGCAGAAUGGGAAGCUGGUGGGCGUCGGGCUUAAGGAGGUAGUACUGGAGCUGGAGAACGGCAUCAGGCUCCAUUUCCCACGGCAAGGCUACGUGGUGCGCAAGGUCGAGGGAUGA